GAUGACGUAGACAAUAUUACAGUGACUGAGAAGAACCCAUAGGCUUUCGAAAAACGGAAAGAGAAUUACUUUCUGCGUUUUUAUUGGAAGUGCAUCGCUGUUCACGUUGGCUGCUAAACUUCUCUGACAUGCCGGGGACUGUCAAAAAGAAGCACUGUGUCACCUGCAAUUGAGGAUCUCUCUCUCUCUCUCGCUACACAUUCGAUCUCUCUUUCUCUCAGUCUUCAUCUUAUGAGUAAAUCAUUCUGUUAAUUAAGGGUUGGUCAAAAGAACACAGAAAUGUAUUCAAAUUUUUUUUUCUAAAUUAACCCAAACCAGCCUUGAAAUUUAUUUUGCUAUUUUAUCUUUAUAAUCAAAAAGCAUGCACUUCCCUAUUUUUCCCACAGAAAAUAUUUACAAUAAGGUUUCGACUGGUCACAUUAAAAGGCAGUGCUACUGCAGCACAGUCAAAAUUUAGUAUUCAAAGGCCACUAUGAUCAGUUGCAAUUAGUUUUCCUAUCAUUUAACAGAGGAAGUAACUAAUAUACUAAAACGGUGCUCAGGCAAAAAGCUGGGGUCUUGCGGGGGAAAUAAAAGCAGCUUUAAGGGAAAUGUGUAGUCAAGUGUGAAAUUACAGCCCAUGGUGUUACAUAUUGUACCAGAAGCUCCCUCCAAAAAUACUAACAAAAAGAAAAAUCGUCCCCAAAUUUGGCCGGGAGGCAUAACAUAACAUGGCCUCCUGUUCUUUUAGCCGAACCCACGACGGUCACAGUACGAAUACUUUAUAAAUCUAAGUACCUUCUUUAGUAAACCAAAACCUGGAUUUUUUAAGUCAAAUUAGUACAGGCAGACUUGUUUUUAACAUUAUUUAGGCUGCUGAAAUUCAGCUCUAUUUUCACUUGUCAUUUCAGAAGGACGUACAUUUAAAAGCAAUCAACACCAACGAAAAUAUUUAUAACAAAAAUGAAUAAUCAUAAACAUGCAUGAACAUAUUUAGACCGUGAGCAGAACUGUAGAUUUUGAUUCAAAGGCAUUUUUAAAAUAUGUAUUUAUAACUUUAUCGACUGAUUUCGCUGUAGGGAUAAAAAUAAACAUCCUCAUUGGGGACUAUACAGUAAGCUAAUAUCUAAAACCAAAACCGUUCUAUAAUAUUUAUAAAUAAAUAACAUAUACAUUUUACAAAUAGGCCUUCUAUAUAUUUUUUUACUUACGUAUUGUAACUGUAAAUAUUGUGCCCUUAUACGAUUGGUCUCUCUUAAAUGGCAAAUGCAUUUGAUGAAAUAAUAAAAUGCUGAAUCGACUUAUUACAUGUACAGUAUAGCCCUACAUGAAAACGAGUCACAUAUUCAUAUACGUCGUUAUUAUACUAAGAUAUAAAAAAUAUGUGAAGCCUAGCAGUUAUAAACUGCAUGAUCAACUAUAAACAAACUGAUCAAAGUCAUAACUGAGUCGUAUGUCAGUUAUAUUUUUUUCUGACGGGUUAGCUACAUCUGAGAUGAACGUAAAAAAUAAAACACAUAAAACAAGAUAAAAACAAAAAAUUACGGACAAAUAUUGAGUUCAUUGUGUGUUAUUAAUAAUAAAGAGAUUUGUUAAAUACCCAUAAAACAAACUUGAGGAACCUUUCUUGGUUGAAUAAAGCAAACUAGGCAGCGCCAUCUACAGAUAUACCUACAACACAACACACCCAACCGCAUGGUCAAGACACAACCCCUCAUCUAACAUGACAAGCAACAAACCUACCUUGUUAUUGUAUCAAAAGCAAUUUAGAUAGUAUUACAGUACUUCUCCUAUGUCACCAAGCUGUUCAAUGGACGAGCAAACGUUCAGAAAUAAGAAUUACAUUUUCAGGUCUUUCUUUUUCACUCCAUAAUGUAUACUUUAUUUUAAAAGUUUUAAUAUUCCCGUAAAAAAUAUCAAAUAAAAUGCAUUAAAACGAUCAAAUAAAGCCUACGUAAAAUCCAACAUAUAAAUUAUUUACCGACUACAUAACCGGUGAACAUAACCAACAAAAACAUCCGAUAAGACCGGAAUACGAAAAGUAUAACAGAAAGGGGAUCCAAAACAUUAUUAUGAAUUCUUGGAGCUUCCUCCAUGCAAACGAUCUUUUAAAUUGAUUUCAACUUGGCAACACUGCGCACAACUAUAAUACAAAAUAAUUACAUUCACUCUUUUAGGUCACCAAUAUGAUUAAAAAUUGAUUUACUUAGUUUGACAACAUAUAUAGUUUUGAAAUACCGCGAGGCUUGGUCGCUGGUGUUACCGCUUCCUUUCCACUUGUCUUUUAAUUUCCUCGAUUUUUUAACCCAUCUCUCCUCAUUUCCCUGUUUGCAUCCCUCCCCUUCCGAAGUGUCAGAUGAAGAGACCUCCUCAUUUGGUGCUUCAGCUUUUUGCGUUGGCGAAUCACAAAGUGUUGGAAUCUAUUGCCUUUGUCUGACAUGUCAUCCAUCUCUAUGCGAGGGGGGAUCUGGGGAGGAGGGGGCGGUGGACUGCAGCUUUUAGAAACAGACACACUGCGAAGAGGGGUUUCAGUCUCAGCCCAAAGCUUCUAACAGGCACAUCCCAUUCUUGAAGAGAGGGGGACCGAGAGACACUCGCCGUGUCCAUGUUUUUUCCUGUCAUCCCCGCACGAACCUGACUGUACCCCUCAGACUUCACCAGAAACGCUUCUUCAUAUCGAGGAAUUUACACUGCAGAGGACACUGGAGGAGACGCAACCACAAAUGCUUGCGUUCCCUUAAAUAUGUAGCUAACAAAUAUUAACUGAACGACUGAUUACGCUAACGGCUCUGCGUAAUUUUUGAGAGACGAGUGCAGGACAUGAUCUGCACCUGACCAGCCUCGUGUCUUCAUUGAAUGGACUGAACAGCACGAGAUAAAGUUCAUCGCGCGCCUGAAGAACUUCUGUACACAUCGGAAGCACUCUGCUUUGAACGGAUAGCAAUCUUUAUUAAUUCCAAUUUAAGCCACAUAAUCAAGUCGAGACGGCGACCUCAGUCGAUUAUCUUUCCUUCCUUUGCUAUCCCAUGGAUAUUCACUGCAAAGCAGACCCCUUCUCGGCGAUGCACCGGCACGGCGGUGUGAACCAGCUAGGAGGGGUGUUUGUGAAUGGCAGACCCCUACCUGACGUGGUCAGGCAAAGAAUCGUGGAGCUCGCGCACCAAGGAGUCAGACCUUGUGACAUCUCAAGACAAUUACGGGUCAGCCAUGGCUGUGUCAGCAAAAUUCUCGGAAGCUAUCAAAAGGAUCUUAAAAGAUAUUAUGAAACCGGCAGUAUUAAACCUGGAGUUAUUGGGGGGUCCAAACCAAAGGUGGCGACGCCCAAAGUUGUGGAUAAAAUUGCAGAUUACAAGCGCCAGAAUCCCACAAUGUUCGCCUGGGAGAUCAGAGACCGACUUCUUGCCGAGGGCGUGUGUGACAAUGACACUGUACCAAGUGUUUCAUCUAUAAACAGGAUCAUUCGAACCAAAGUCCAGCAGCCUUUCCACCCAUCCUCGGAUGGCACGGGAACGCCUCUCUCCACAGCAGGACACACUAUAGUACCCAGCUCGGCGUCCCCACCUGUGUCAAGCGCUUCCAACGACCCUGUGGGGUCCUACUCUAUUAAUGGCAUCCUCGGGAUCCCUCGCUCCAACGGCGAAAAGAGAAAACGCGAUGAUGUUCUCUGGAGUGGCAACCACUUGGAUGGGAGGAAAAUAGGAUAUUAUGGUUCAGAUGGCUCUGGCCCAAACAGUGAUUCUCAGGGUAGCGUGGAGAGUUUACGGAAGCACCUGAGGGCCGAUGCCUUCACUCAACAGCAACUGGAGGCUCUGGACCGCGUGUUCGAGCGGCCGUCGUACCCUGACGUCUUCCCAACGUCAGAGCACAUCAAGCCAGAGCAGGCUAAUGAAUAUUCGCUACCAGCACUGAACCCUGGACUGGACGAAGUCAAGCCCAGUCUGUCGACCAGCGCCAAUUCAGAUUUGGGCUCCAGCGUGUCACAGAGCUACCCGGUAGUGACAGACUUGCAUUCAUCCUCGAUGUGCGUAAAGCAGGAGCCGCAUGAGGCUUCCCUGGCUCCGUUCACCCCCUCCUCACUGGCAGUCUCGGGUCUAGCGGAACUGUUGCCCCUCCAGCCCAGCGUGUCAGUAGAUGCCUCCACCCCCUGCUACGGUGCCUAUGCCCAUCAUGUCCCCAGCUACUGCCAGUAUGCAAGCCAGCCUUUUAUAGCAGGUCGAGACAUGGCCAGCACGACCCUACCAGGGUACCCACCUCACGUUCCCCCCACUGGGCAGGGCAGCUACCCCACCUCUACACUUGCUGGAAUGGUGCCUGGAAGUGACUUUUCAGGAAAUCCCUACUCUCACCCACAGUACACAACCUACAAUGAAGCUUGGCGGUUCAGCAACCCCGCGUUAUUAAGUUCCCCUUAUUAUUAUAGUGCCGCAUCCCGGGGCUCCGCCCCUCCCACUGCUGCCACUGCCUAUGACCGCCACUAGUUACCAUGGCAACCCAAUCAAACUGCAGGACCAUGGCCGCGGCCUCCAUAUCGUACCAGUCUGAAAGCCGUUAAAGUCAGAGGGAUUGAAGAAGGCUACGCAAUCUUCAGUUUCAUGGGGUCGAGAUCGGAUUAGGAGGGUCGAGCAACAGCGCCCCCCCCCCCCCAAAGACAUCAACUAUACCCCCCCCCACAUCAUCGACACUAAGGCUCUCGUUCUCUAAAUCUCUGAACAAUGACUGAACUAUUUCCUGAAAGACUUCUGAAAGAUUCUACAAAAAUAUAUAUAUUAUACAAGAUAUAAAACAAGACGAACCGUGUGAAGACUACAAAGUAACAAUUGAUGUGUUGUUGUUUUUUCUUUCUCUCUUUAAAUCAAUCAAUACAUUCCUCUACAUGCUGUAUUUAGUAUCGCUAACAGUUCACACACAAGGUUGCCUGAGGCCUUUAAAGUAAUUUGCCCAUGUCCUACCAUUUCACGAGUGUCUUACCUCUCACGGACGGAACAGCAAUGUGUACCACUCAGUUGAGCAUAAAAGGAAACUGCUCAGUUUUCUGUCAAACAGAACAGCAAAACAGUUUUCGAAGCCAUCACUGACUCAUGGUAUGAUUUAACAUUUUCUGUGAUACACAAUCAAAAUGGGGGAAAAGAAAAUAGAAAAAAGAAAAAUCAGGUCAUCAACACUGGAAAGAAAAACUAUUGCUGUACAUGACCUGAAAAGAAAUCAGUAUAUUAAAUUAUUGUUUUGGUUUAGCUGAUGGUUUGUGUGCGUGUGUGCAUUUAUGAGUGUCAUACAUUUUUCAGAUUUAUCAUGUGUAAUAUCGUUGGUGCCGCUUUUCUCGUUUGCACUAUUUUGCAUCACUGCAUUUAUAAGUACAAAUGAAUCACAGUUAUCUUCUGAAGUUUGUCAGAUUACAUGUUAUAUUUAAGUACAGAGGUCUACUGUAACUGUUGGAGUAAAAGCAACACUGGACAAAAAAAUGACAAAAGCUGAUCAUCUUUUAUUUACACACUAGUCUUUGUUCCUUUUAAGGAUUCAUUUGUUUCACACUAAAGGACAAAAUUUCUAUAUUGUGGACCUGAGACAGACCUACUCUGGCUCAAAAAAAAAAUCAUUAAUUGUACAACAAAUGCCUUACAGCUUUUUUAUUUUUAUUUUUUUCUCUUUUUUUGCUAUGGUCCUGAGAGGUAGACAUGCAUGUAACCCUUCUGUGGUUCAACAAACAUUUCUCUAAAUGCUAAGUGGGAUAUCGAGGAAAGGAAUGAAAACGGUCCAUACACACACUGGAAAUGUAAAGUGAAUGUACUUUAUACCACGUUUGCCAAAGACUUAGUUUGAUAUUUAAUAUUUUAUUUGCUGUAUCUGUCAAUAAAACAGUAUUAUGUUUUAA
Messenger RNA from Triplophysa dalaica, 5848 nucleotides. It is a transcript of the gene pax2a, whose product is annotated as paired box 2a. The record is from RefSeq and is a predicted model, not a curated record. The transcript is spliced from 13 exons. Gene Ontology annotation, biological process: anatomical structure development; regulation of transcription by RNA polymerase II. Gene Ontology annotation, molecular function: RNA polymerase II cis-regulatory region sequence-specific DNA binding; DNA-binding transcription factor activity, RNA polymerase II-specific. Bases 3006 to 4457 code for a protein of 483 amino acids. Lineage: Eukaryota; Metazoa; Chordata; Actinopteri; Cypriniformes; Nemacheilidae.